AGGCGAUGAGAGCCUGAACCAGCCUGGUAAUGCGGCUGGUGGUAAGUGUGUCAAUCUAUGUGAUGAUGCUAUGAGGGUAAGUGUUUUCAGGUUGGAUGAGUGAAUGGAAGGAGUCCAAGAGUCCCGGGCUUUGCUGGAAGGGAGGUUGGGGCUGCCAUCCCUGAGACUGGGAAGGCUGCAGGAGGUGGGGCCAAGGCAUGGGUGGUCCAACAUGGUAAGAUGGAGAGAACAGAUGGACAUCCAGUGGAGUUGGCGGGUGUAUAUCGAAGGCUAGCUCAGGGCCCCAGAGUCUGAACUGGGGGUACACCUUUGGGAGCUGUCAGCACCAUGGUUUGUAAUGGUCCAGGGCAGGAGGAGAUCACAUGGCAAGAGAGAACAGAGAUGAUGGCCCCCUGGGUCCUCCAGUGUUCAGAUGUCCUCAGGAAAUCAAGAGCAGGAAUGAUGAGUGUGUCCACGACGUUCAGGGCAGCCCUGUGUGGGGAAAAGCUGGGAGAACCUCCCUCAGCUUCGCCCCGUUAGGGUGCAGGAAGCCCAGGGAUGAACGGUACCAGGUCUCUGGCAACCUCCUGGCUGAGAAGGUGCAGUGGGAAGCUACCAUGGAGCAGCCGGGCCCAUCUGCAAGCCCUUUCUCAGCUAAAACUCCCUCCUUCCAGGAUGCAGUGCGCACACUGAAUACCCUGCAGACCAAUGCUGGCUACCUGGAGCAGGUAAAGCGCCAGCGGGGUGAUCCUCAAACGCAGCUGGAAGCAAUGAAGCUGUACUUGGCACGGAGUGGUCUGCAGGUGGAAGACUUGGACCAGCUGAACAUCAUUCACGUCACUGGGACCAAGGGGAAGGGCUCCACUUGUGCCUUCACGGAACGUAUUCUCCGAAGCUACGGCCUGAAGACAGGAUUCUUUAGCUCUCCCCACCUGGUGCAGGUGCGGGAGCGGAUCCGCAUCAAUGGGCAGCCCAUAAGCCCUGAGCUCUUCACCAAGCAUUUCUGGCACCUCUACCACCGGCUGGAGGAGACCAAGGACAGCAAUAGCUGUGUCUCCAUGCCGGCCUACUUCCGCUUCCUCACACUCAUGGCCUUCCACAUCUUCCUCCAGGAGAAGGUAGACCUGGCAGUGGUGGAAGUGGGCAUUGGUGGUGCUUAUGACUGCACCAACAUCAUCAGGAAGCCUGUGGUGUGUGGUAUCUCCUCUCUUGGCCUUGACCAUACCAGCCUUCUGGGGGACACAGUGGAGGAGAUCGCAUGGCAGAAAGGGGGCAUCUUCAAGCGUGGCGUCCCUGCCUUCACGGUGCUCCAGCCUGACGGUCCCCUGGCAGUGCUGCAGGACCGUGCCCAGAAGAUCUCAUGUCCUCUCUACCUGUGCCCACCGCUGGAAGCCCUGGAGGAAGGGGGGCCGCCACUGGCCCUGGGCCUGGAGGGAGAGCACCAGCGGUCCAAUGCCGCCUUAGCCUUGCAGCUGGCUCGCUGCUGGCUGCAGCAAAAGAACCACCAAGGCCUUGGGGAGCUGAAGGUGUCUCGGCCCAGUGUCCUGUGGCAGAUGCCCCUGGCACCCGUGUUCCAGCCCACGUCCCACAUGCGGCAUGGGCUUCGGGACACCGAGUGGUUGGGCCGGACGCAGGUGCUGCGGCGCGGGCCCCUCACCUGGUACUUGGAUGGUGCGCACACCGCCAGCAGCGUGCAGGCCUGCGUGCGCUGGUUCCGCCAGGCGCUGCUCCGCGGCCGGGUGCCGAGGCGCGGCCCUGAGGUACGCGUCUUGCUUUUCAACUCCACGGGGGACCGGGAUCCCGUGGCCCUGCUCAAGCUGCUGCAGCCCUGUCAGUUUGACUAUGCUGUUUUCUGCCCCAACCUGACAGAGGUGUCGUCUGCUGGCAAUGCAGACCAGCAGAACUUCAUGGUGACCCUGGAUCAGGUGUUGCUCCGCUGCCUUGCACACCAACAGCACUGGAGCCACCUGAAUGAGGAGCACGCCAGCCCCAACCUCUGGAGCCCCACCAGCCUGGAGCCUGGUGAGCCCACCUCCUUGCUGCUGGCUUCCCACCAACCCCACACCCAUAGCACCAGCUCCCUCGUCUUCAGCUGCAUCUCCCACGCCCUGCAGUGGAUCAGCCAAGGCCGGGACCCUGUCUUUCAGCCACCCAGUCCCCCACAGGGCCUCCUUGCCCACCCUGUGGCAGGCAGUGGGGCCAGCCUGCUCCGCGACGCUGUAGCCAUCCAUGUACUGGUCACAGGCAGCCUGCAUCUAGUGGGCGGUGUCCUCAAGCUGCUGGAGCCUGCCCUGUCCCAGUAGCCUGGGCAGUGGGAUUGGAAGUGGGGGUCUCCCAUACCUGCCUUGCAUCUCUCCAUGAACUCCUGUUAGGUGCCUUUUGUUGUCUGCUUUUCUAUUCUGUCUAGACUGGCCCAGGGGCCCGGGUUCUGGGCAGCAAGAUUGAGGGCUGGAGAGGGGAGGCCAAGAUGGGACCACCUCUGUCUCUGAGCCUAGGGUGCUUUUGGCCUCUCCUUCCUCCUGGCUGAGACAGCCAGAGGGCUUCCUCUUCCUCGUUCUCCCGCUGUCGGAGUCCACCUGACUAUGCAGCCCACCUCCCUUCCCAACCUGCCUGCCUCCUGGCUUGGGCCCAGCUCACAAUGUGAGCGACCUGGCCAGCCUAGGGUUCUGCUGGGUGCUGGGUGGUAGAUUACCUCCUAGUGGCCCACAAGAGAUGGCGGAUGGUUGGAACCAAUUAAAGCCUUUAACGAAAAAAAAAAAAAGUUUGAUCGACUCUUGAUCCCUAGCGCCCUUAGCACACGGUAGGGUGAGGGCUGCAGCUGGCACAGGAACUGGACUCGGUGGGAGCCCCUCCUCCCAAGUCUCAGGAGGCCUGUCUGAAAUGAGAACCGUGGACUAAUGUCUGUUGGCCUCAGGCCAGGCAUUGCUUUGUAGACCUCCCCACAGAGACCUUGUUCCAACUGAGGCAACUGGCUGGUUUCAAGAAGCCAUGGAACCUGCCCACAGUCACACAGCCAAUUAUGCAGCAGCUUCAGGAUUUGAACCCAGAGCUGUCACCUCCCCACCCAUUUUAGGCUUCCCAUUCUUUCUUCUGGCCCAGCCCAGCACUGAUUUCAUGGUCUGAUUUAUUGGUGGUGAGUAUAUAGGGGUGGGUCCAGGCCAGACAGGCCACUUCCCAGCUGAUGCCUGCCUUGGGGUCUCCAUGUGACAGUUGUAGAGAGGAGCUAGGCUCUCCUGUUCUCAGGCUGGGCACCCCUAGGCUUCUGUUUCCCUUGCCAAAGUCGUGCCAGUCCGGGUGUGAAGGGAGCAGGUCCAGGGGGCUCUGGGCUAGCCUUCUUCUGUUUCCUUGGAGGAGGCCUGGGUGGGCUGGGUGAGUCUGUUUUGAAUUCUCCCCUCCCACCCAGCCCAGGUCACCAAGUGCUGGAUCCAGGUUAAAAUGACAAGAACUUGGUUUCUACAAUAGUGUGGACUUAUAGGGCAGUGGUCUCUCUCUCCGUGGUCCUGGGCAGUCAUAUUCCAGGCCCACUGGGUUUGCAGGUUCUAGGGGGUGGGGUGGGGGGACCCCAAGGUGUUCCAAGCUGGUGCCCCCGCUGGCAGCAGGCCUCUGAGAGGGAGGCAGGAGGGGUGGGCGCAGAGGGCAUGGUCCAUCCUUGGUCGAGUGGAGGGGUUGGGGUCCCGGGAUAAGUUCAUGGCCAGUGGUUCCCAGCUGGUGGCUGCUCAGUCUCUCCUGCUGGGCGAGGGCUGGCUGGGGGGCCCCCAGGUCUCCGGGCCGGGUGCUACGCCAUGCUGCUGGUGGAGCAGGGGGUGCUCUGGGUGCUCCCGAUGCUGUGGUUGGUGCUACUGCUCUCUGAGGAGGCCGGGGCAGCCACCGCCACCACGGGCUCCCGCUUGCCAGGGGGACCUGGGGGCAGGGGCGGAGGUCAGGGCCCCGGCCAGGGCUCCCCACUCCCCCAGAGGCUCCCCCUGGCUCCCCCAGGUGAUGGUGGCAGAGGGGUCCUGAGCACUCAUUGUGGGGGCCUGGGAUACUCACGCGUGUGCGAGUAGAUGUACCAGAGUGCAGCAGUGAGCAGGGCCCCAAUGAGGAAGGCGCCAAAGGUGAUACCCAGCACAGCGGGCAGGACGAGGCCUUUGUCUAAGCAUGCAACGGAAGGAUGGCUGUGGUCAGUGCUGUGGCUCCUCCCUAGCACCCUACUGUGUGGUACUGGCCAGGAGCACAGGUUUGGGCAUCAAUCCCAGCUCAGCCACUGACUCUGACUUCUCUGGACCUCAGUCUCUUCUCAUCAGGCAAAUGGACUCAUCACACCCAGGCCUGGCACUAAGCCAUGGCUGUUCUGACCAUAUACCUAGAAAGCCCUAUCAGGCUUUUGGGCCAUGCGUCUGCCUUCCAAGGUUGAUGGAGCUGCAUCUUUAGGGAAAAUGGAUGGUGUAAUCUGAGCCAAGUGAGGGGGCCUGGGAGUGCAGAGCAUGCCCCACCCCACUGUGUGACCUUAGGUCAAUCCCUGCCCUUCUCUGAGCCCUAUACUAUGGUAAGAAUGGCCAGAGUACUUCUGAGGGCUCUUCAGAUCUGCUUGCUCUUGGGUUUUCCCAAGCCUUGUUCUGUCCACACUCCUGACUCCCGGGUGACUAUGGGCCUCCCCUUGGAUACUGAGUUUCCAUCUAUGCUGUGGGGUAAUUAGCCGUGCUCUCUUGGUCAUGGGCUGGGGUUGGGAGCUCCAUUCUGACCCAAGUAGGGUGGCUAGGAAGCAGGUACCCCUCAGCCUCUGCCCCCAAUGUCAGUGACCUUUUCUGCUUUGUGAGGGGCCCAGGCCCAGAGGGAAUAAACGAGGAGGCUGGAGAGUGCUGGACUGAGGGGCCCCCUCCACACUGGGGGCCUUAAGAAGGUGAGGCCAGCCCUGCCGCAACAUGCCUUCUGCCUCAUUUGAUUUCAGGAUGCCCCUUCCCCCCACCAAGCAAGGUCAGCUGGCAACUAUGGGGAUUAGAGAAAACUAAAUGCCUGGGAUCUGGUCCAUGGGGUAGUCAAGUGCAAAGGCUCUCUAUCUAGCAGAUACAGCACAGAUCCUAUGCUAGGCUGCAAGGGGACCCUUCUGCCCCUCCUUCCAGAGUUGCUCUCUUUGGGGUCCUUCCUGCAUGUGUCUAUGCUGCACCCCUCUGGGCUAUCCAUCAGGUCCCAUGUUGGCCUCAGCCAGUGGAACCCUAGAGAGACUCACCAGGCAGGCCAGGGCUGACGAUGUUCAGACGCAUGGAGAUAGUUCUGUGGGUUUCCUGGGGGAGGAAAAGAGAGGUGGAUAGCAUAGCCUGCAGGAGGCAGCUUCGGGGCUUAUUCCCUGGCUCAGUGACCCUGGUCCUGUCACCAGCCACCCUGGGGCCGUGGCUUUGGGUCCCAUCCUACCAUUUUCUAGCUAAGAGCCUGUGGGCAGGUCCUGGGAGAUCUGUGCUCAGAGAAGGGUAUUGGGUGGACAACCUUUGGCUGCUACUAGGAUGUUCCCUGGGAGGUGCCCGAAUCCCACGAGGAUUGCGGAGGCACUCUGCACUGCAUCUGUGACCUUUGUGAACACCUGGGAGAGAUGAGCCAGGUUAGCCAGAGGCCCGUGCUCAUGGAGGGUAGUGGGGGAGAGGCCAACUCAGAAAUGGCCACAAACGCUUUCCUAGCUUCAUACAAUCAGAGAAGUUUCCAAUCCUGAAGACCCUUCUGUAUGCCAGGACCUGAGGAUAGGUGUGUCUAGGGCUGUGUGCCUGAGGAUGGGAAUCUCCACUGGAUGGUGAAGAAGAAAAUCAGAACUUGGUGUCCUUUAUCUUAACCGUCUUCACUGAGAUUUCCUGUUUAAUGCAGUGACAUUGGUGACUACUAUGUGGAAAGAUGGGGGAGUGUGUGGAUUCCUUGGUGGAUGGAUCAAUGGAUGAGUGGGUGGGAUGGUAAGAGCCUGACUGGCUGACUGAGAUGGUUGGAAGGACUAUGGAUGAGUGAAUGACUUGGUGGGAUGGUGAGAAGUAUCAAGUAAUGAAUGGAUGACUGGUUGGGAAAGUGGGAUGAUGGGUAGAUGGCUGGGUAGGAUGGUGGAAAGAUGGAUGGAUGGAUGGAUGGAUAGUGAGAGGAUAGGUGGUGGGGGAUGAGUGGAAGGAUAGACGGAAGAAUGGAUAGAAAAGGAAGAAAAGGAAGGGGGGAUGGAAGGAAAGAAGUAUGGUGGAAGGCUGAAGGAAGGAUGGAAGAAUGCAUGGAUGGAAGAUGGAUAGAUGAAAGGAAGGAUGGAUGGAUGGAUGCAAAGGAUGAAUGGAUGGUGGAAGGAUGAGUGGGUGGAAGGAUGGAUAGAUGGAAGAUGGAAAGUGGAUGGGUGGAAGACACAAAUGAAAAGAUGAGUAGAUGGCAGACAAAUUGAUGGAUGGUAGAUGAAUGGAUGGAUGGAAGGAAGGGUAGGUGGAUGAUGGAUAAGUGGUUGGGAAGAAAGAUGGAUAGUAGAAGGAUGGAUGGAAGAAAGAAAAGGAAGAAUGAAUAGAUGAAUGGAUUGAAGAAAAAGGAAUGAAGGAUAGAUGGGAGGAUUGAUGGAAGCACGAAGGAAGGAUGGAUGGACACAGCUGCAAAUCCUACUAAUGUCCCAUACUCAGCAAAGCCAUCAGAAGACUGUAGGGUGGCAGAAGGAGUAGCCGUGAUAGGCAGAAGUCCUACACCAAUCUGUGGUUCUUCUGCCCCUUGCCAGCUGGCCCCACAUCAUGGGCUGUUCUACCCCUUCCUGGAAACUCUAGACAUGAAGCCACCCUUGAAGCUGGGGCCCCACUCACCGGUGACAGACUCCUCGAACGCAGGGCUACGGUGCAGGUAAGGGUGCCAGUUGUGGGUGUGGGCACCAUGUAGCCACGGAGGAGGAAGCUGAAGCGCACAUCACCACCAGGGCCUGGGGACAGUAGGCUUACACAGCUGCCCUUAGCUGUCUGGCUCUGGAUGAGUUCCACGGUGUCUCCCUCAGGCCCCAAAUCCAGUUGGCAGCUGUCUAGCUGCAGCGUGAGCUCUGGGAUCGAUGGGGUCAUGCUCACCUGUGUGGGUAGGUAAGAGUGACGAGGCAUGGUCAGUUACUCAAUGCUCCCCUCAUGGAAGAAGCUAGAUUCAUUCAGGAGCUCCAUCCUAGCAGUGGAAGGACAGUCCCCGGUCUGCUUAGAGCAGAUGAGGAGGAGGGGACAUUCCACCCAGUGUCUGACUGCUGUGUCUCCCCGCCGCCCUGCACCCUGCUGGGGAGUUAACUGCACACCUUCUCUGUACUGAUGGUGGAAAGAAAGGCUCUGAGAACCCCAGGGGCGGGCAGGCCUGAGCGGGCAAGUCCAGUACCUGCACAAAGCCCUGCUGCCCCAGCUCGAUGGUGUUGGAGGCCUGGAGGAAGUGUGGGCUGAGGUACAGGCCCAGCUGGAAGGAGAGGCUCUCCAUGUUGAUGCAGUGAACCUUCUUCUGUGGGAGAUAGGAGGGGGCUUGGUCAGUCUGGGAGGCUCCAGGUAGGAAUACUAAGGGGUGGGGGUAGGAAUACGAGCCACAGUCCUGACUUGCUGCUUGGCCAACCCUCGUUAUCACCUUUUUAAAAAAGACAAAGCUAACGUUUAUCAAGAACUUGCUCUGGGCCAGGCCUGGGUGAAUGUUCUUCUAUGUGUCAUGUGAGGGACUGCUCAUAAGCACCCCCACGAGGGAGAUCUCUUAUGCCCCUGUUUACAGAUGUGACCUUCGGUCCAGGAAGCUUAACAGAUUUGCACAAGACCACACAGCCAGUAUAUACUACAACUUUCUGACUUGAGAGGCUGAGGACAGAACCCUAAACAGUACUGCUUCCAUUGUACAGAAGGGGAGACUGAGGCAUACUGAAGGUAAUAACAUGGCUUAUAGCAUCAGGGCCUGAGUUUCCUGAGUCCUGCUCCCCUCUCAGGCCAGGAAAGGGCGCCAGGACCCUGAACCAGAAGGGUUAGCAUGGUAACCAUCCAUCUCACCCACUGCAGUGAAGAGCUUGGGAAGAGGUUGACGACCACCUGCAGGAAAAGAGCCAAGGAGCAGGUCAGAGCCAGAAAGUACUCCAGAGGGCAUCCCACCCAACAUUUAUGGAUGGGGAGACUGAGGCAACCAAGGGCUAAGCUUGUCUUCCCACUGAGCAUCAUACCCCUCUCUCAAAGGCCCAUUGGCCUGGAAGGUCGGAGGCAGCAGCUAAGCUGGCCGAUACCUUUCCUGCCCGCCCUCUGUUCUUACCUCAUUACUGACCACGUUUUCUGUCACUGCCAUGCCACAGCUGGAGUAAGUGCUGCGCAGGACAAACUGGUCGUCUCUGUCCUCAGCCUGGCAGCUGGGGUCUGAGAAGGUCAGGCUCAUGAUGGUGCACCGCAGUGUCUGGGCCAGGGUUGGAGUGGAAGGGCACCAUCAGGAGGCGCGGGGCUCCCUGGGGCCUGCUCCUCACACCCCAGCUCCCAGGACUGAUAACUCAGGGCUCCCCAGUCACAGCAUUCCUCUCCCCUCCUCCUCUUUUCUGUUAGGUCUUACCAGAUCACACCAUUUAAGACUUAAUACCUGAACUACACUCACUUUUGUACGUAGCCUUGUCCUAAGCAAUAAUAUCUGUGACAUCAUGAGCUUGAUUUGCUACUUAUAUAUAUUAGAAUAAGUGCAGAUGUAUUAAAAGUAUUCAUUUGAGUCCUACAUAUAAUCAUUGCCCACAGCCCCAGGGGCAUGGAGAUCCCACCAGCAUAAUCCAGUCUCUGAACCCUAGACAAUUGGAGAUGGCAAAUUUUUCUGAUAAAGAGCCAGAUGGUAAAUACGUUAGGUUUUGUGGGCCAUGUGGACUCUGUUGUGAUUACUCAACUUUGCCAUCAUAGCCCAAAGCAGGUAUGGAACGUAUGCAAAUGAAUGGGUGUAGCUGUAAGCUAAUAAACUUUAUUUACAAAAAACGGGCAGAGGGCCAGGGUUUGCUAUCUCCUGUCUUAGAAGAAUCAAUCUUAGAAUUUUUCCCUCACGCUCUUAGGGUCAGAGACUCAGAGUCUUUGCAUUGAGUGAGCUGUUGGAGAGCCCACUUGAAUCCAGCUAACUCCACAUGGACUUUACAGAUUUGAGUGUCAUUCUAAAGAUUGCUGAGAUCAUAGAUGAUUUGUCAACCUCUGGCCAAGAUUUCCUGCCUCAGGUUAGAAGAAAUCACACAGGGGAAGAUGGGCAGUUAGGAUGGUCCAAUGUUUUAAAAUGUCCCAAGACAAAAAAAAAAAAAAAAAAAAAAAAGAAAAAAACAAAAACAAAACAAAAAAAAAAA
Canis lupus familiaris (dog) is the source of this 9235-nucleotide messenger RNA. RefSeq names its product folylpolyglutamate synthase (gene FPGS). Lineage: Eukaryota; Metazoa; Chordata; Mammalia; Carnivora; Canidae. Gene Ontology annotation, cellular component: mitochondrion; cytosol; cytoplasm. The record is from RefSeq and is a predicted model, not a curated record. Bases 363 to 2282 code for a protein of 639 amino acids. The transcript has 17 exons. Gene Ontology annotation, biological process: tetrahydrofolylpolyglutamate biosynthetic process. Gene Ontology annotation, molecular function: ATP binding; tetrahydrofolylpolyglutamate synthase activity.